Bombina bombina (fire-bellied toad) is the source of this 3033-nucleotide messenger RNA. RefSeq names its product docking protein 2. The transcript is spliced from 5 exons. Gene Ontology annotation, biological process: positive regulation of MAPK cascade; cell surface receptor protein tyrosine kinase signaling pathway. NCBI's taxonomy places the organism in Eukaryota, Metazoa, Chordata, Amphibia, Anura, Bombinatoridae. Gene Ontology annotation, cellular component: cytoplasm. The coding region runs from base 620 to 1900 and encodes 426 amino acids. The record is from RefSeq and is a predicted model, not a curated record.
AGGAGUUAAUAAGAUAAAGAGAUAGAAACAGUGAUAUCAUAAAGAAAAUAGCUAUAGAUAGCAAGAGGGCAAAAAGGGGGUGACUAAGUUAGAAAGACGGAGGAAAAUAGAGAUUUAGAUAGUGAAAAAUGAAUUAAAGAGGAACUGUAAUUUAAAGGGGACCAAACACAUUUGUAUUAAACGGUAGAGACAAAAAGAGGGUAAAAAAAAAACAGUUAUACCACAACAAUAUAGGGAGACAGCAAAUCAACUAACAGUGAUUAUAGCAAAAGUGACUGAUAACGUUACCACCAGGUAAUUUCUUACACUUAGAGACUCAAAGAGAGACGUCUACCAACAUCUAAGCAAGUGAGUGUACUUUAUCAGGUAGGAGGGUUUGUGGGAGCAUUUAAAGGGGUAUCAGAAGUACGUGUAGACAAAGUAGAGAGAAAAAGAGUGGCAGCUGUGCCUUUAAGUGCUAUAAAUAAUGAGGAAAUACAAUUUAGGGAAGUUUGUCUAUGCUAAGAAAUAAAUGUAAAGCUAAUAAUAGAUAAUUAGAUGGAAGAAGAGUGCGUGCUGUAAAACGUUUUGUUUGGCAAAAUAUACACAAAACAGUUGGCUAAGAGUCAACCAGAAAGGGAUGGAGUCGGGUAUUGUGAAGCAAGGAGCUCUGCACCUGCAGCAUCAGCAGAGGUUUGGGAAGAAGUGGAAGAAGGUAUGGGGAAUUCUACAUGGAAGCACCUCCACUGGCUUGGCACGUCUGGAGAUAUAUGAAGGCUCUCAACCCUCGGAGCAUGGUCGUAAAGCAGAGUGUUUUAGACUUAUACAACUUAGUGACUGUGUCAGUGUUUCAGACCGCAGUGGUGAGCAGAGUCCAAAAGACACCCGAUCAUUUAGCAUUGAGACUACACAGAGGAUACACUUGCUUGCCUGUGAGACAUCCGAACAAUCUGUCUGGAUAAAAACACUCUGCAGCAUAGCAUUUCCACAGGAGCGUCUUGAGAGACGUAGUAGUCAAGUACUUAAUGCAGGAGGUCUACAGUUGCAGGAGAAUUCACUAUAUAGCACAAGCAGAGCAGUUGGGAACCACUUUGAAGUUUGGGUUAGACAGACAGAAGCAUCUAUCCGAUGUGGUCUCUCUGGGAUAUAUACACUGACAGCUGAAAGCAGCAGUCUGUCCCUUCGGGAAAGGCAGACUGGAAACCUCCUGUAUAGUUGGCCUUAUCCAUUUUUGCGAAGAUUUGGACGAGAUAAGACAAUGUUCUCUUUUGAGGCUGGCCGUCGUUGUACUUCUGGGGAAGGAAAUUUUGAAUUUGAGACUUCUCAAGGGGGACACAUUUUCCAGGCUAUUGAAAAUGCUAUCAGCUGCAACAGAAGCAAUACAACAAAACCAAGUGGACAGGCAGCUGAAGAAUCCACUUCCCGGCUUCUUCAGCACUCAGCAAUCUCUCCUGCCUUACAGAAGAAUAUGGGAUUUCAAGCUUCCUGUCAUCAGGUCAAUAGUCGUCCAAAGCCCUCAACCCCAGAGGAGAGUGAGUAUGCUGUACCUUUUGAUAAGGUGGCACGCUCUCUAUUGGCUUCUGGUUUUGGUGGGCUUAUGGAACCCCCACCAAUCACUCAUGGAAAAGUGGGGAAGGUUCGUCGAGCUGAACACAUAUAUGAUGAGCCAGAAUCUCAUAAUGCCCCUGUGUAUGAUGAACCAGAGGGGGUAAGGGUUGACGCCUGGAGGACUCAGGGUACUGAUGCACACAAUCUUGGGUAUGAAUUCCCUUAUUUACCAGGACGGGAUGAUUAUGCAGUACCAAGACUGGGGGCAUCUACUCAGGUUAAGGAACUGCCUGAGGAAGAUGAUGGAGAGUGGGGAAAUGCUGAUACAAAAGACAGAGAAUAUGAUAAUAUAACAUUGAGGGGAGGGCAGUAGAACUUUUGAGGGACACUGAUAUAAUGUGACAGUGUAUACCUGUUUGUGAAUGGUACUAUAGCAUAAAUGUAUAGUCUUGUGACUGGUUGAUAUGUGUGAUUAAUAAGGAUACUACAUGUUACACUGAAAUUUACAUAGGUUGUCAUUGUGACCUUGUUAAAGGGACAGUAUACUGUAAAAUAGUUUUCCCCUCAAUGUGUUUACAAUUGCUUUUUUUACCAACUGCAGAGUAAAAAAUGUAUGAAAAUUAGCUUUUUAAGGUUUAUUUGUGUAUAUUAAAGCUCUGAUUUUGUGUUUUAAAGCCACAACCCAAUAAAAUGGGUUGAGCUUGUAGGUAUAAUCAGAUCUCAUUACUUUAUCACAUUGUGUACAUAUACCUGCUUCUUUAUCUUAUAUCUGUCCGUAAACCAAUCACCAAUACUUGGGGAGAACAAUGGAAAAUCAACAUGUUACCUUAUCUCUGCUAUAUCCCACUGGGAGUGUAAUUUAUUCUGCUGGCUGUGUUUACAAAGCUUAUCUAUAGCUUGGACCUGCGGACACAAACUUUCAGCAUAGGUGGGAAUACCACAUGCUAAAUCAACUAUUUCAAAUGCCAAUAUAAGGGUAAAGGAGCUACUUGUAAACAAUUUAAUAUACUCCAGCAGGUAAAGUGGAUCAUUGGGAACAAAUUAAAGGGGAGAACAUUUUUGAGUAAACUGUCCCUUUAAUGGUCAUUUUGGUGCUACUACUACUCUUACAGAAGGAUAUGCAACUUUUUAUAUCACAGAAAUAUUAUUUGUGGACAUCAGGGCUGACAAAAUCUGCUAGAAAGAAAAUUACUAUGGGCCAGAUUACAAGUGGAGCACAAUAUAUUUUGUUUUUGCUCUUGAGCUAACUGUGCUUGAAGUAAAAAAUAAGCAAGGCCACAUUGGUGUGCGUAUUAGAAGUUGAAAGUAAAAAGUUAGCGUACAAGCCCAAGACUGACGUGCGCUAACUUCAGCAAUUCGGAUAUUGCGACCGCACUAACUUCUUCUCCCCUUAGACUUCUAUAGGGUGCUCUACAAAAAUAACCUAACAAUUAUCGCUUGUGCGGUAACCCAAGACUGUGCUAGAUAAACCGUGCUAAACCCGAAGUGAGUUAUGAAUACUUUACA